Molecule: messenger RNA, 903 nt
Organism: Acanthaster planci (crown-of-thorns starfish)
Lineage: Eukaryota; Metazoa; Echinodermata; Asteroidea; Valvatida; Acanthasteridae
Source: RefSeq, a predicted model, not a curated record
UCAAAAAAACAACUUUGUCGAACUUUACACCAAUGAGUAAAGAAUUACACCGCUUUCUUCAAUCGGAUCAUUUGAGAGUUUAUAAUGUUUGCCAUGGUAUCUUAGAAGCCAUAGUUUAAUAUAUUGGGAACCUGUAAGGAAAUGAAGCAAAUUUGCAGUAGUGACCGCUAGCAAUGAUGUCUACAGUUUGGAGGCAGGGAUCGAAGUUUUGUGCUUUUGGCCUCAAAAUCGUCGGUUUGACUUGAUAUUGUCAAAAUGGCACAAUGUGAGUUUCUUACGCAUGUCAUCAUCUUAUGUACCGUUCGUCUUACGUUUGCUUCUUCCUCUGUCUAUCUAUCGCCUGAAUUGUCGGACGCCCUUCAUCUCUUGAGGCCGGACAGCCAGGUUCUGUUCGCCAGCGCGUGUCUGCAGGAGGAUUACCAGUGCAGCGAGGCCGAAGUGGCCAGCUACGCCUGGGCGAGUUCCCAUGCCGACCCCGCGGCACGGAAACGCUUCUGGCACACGUACGUUUGUACGUGGAACGAAGACCCUAGCGAAUGUCCAGUUGACGGUGGUUGGACUGCUUGGAGUGAAUGGGGAGCCUGCAACACGACCUGCGGUGACGGAACCAAGCUGAGGUAUCGCACCUGCAACUGGCCCCCGCCGAAAAAUGGCGGCAACGAAUGCCACGGACAGGCAACCAGUGUGACAAGCUGCAGGGUCAAGAUGGCCUGUCCAGUUACUGGUCACGAAAACUUGAGCUUUACGGAGGAAUUGCCCGGGAGCUCUGUCCAGCACAGAGCUCUUGAAGCUAUGGAACCGUUUAACGAGGAAAACACCGAGCUGUCCACGACCUGUCUGGAGGGGCACUGCAGCUACCAACAAGUGACGGAGAUGGUCACGCCGCGGGAUCUCGCAGCGUAG